GUUCAGUUGGAGUCUGGUCACGUGAUCGAACAGCUGAUGUGGAGAGCGAGCAGACGACACCCAUAAGUCGGCGGUGCUUGUGCGAGAGGCGAGGGUGUGUGUGUGUGUUGAUACCUGGCGGAGGGCUUCCCGGUCUCCUCCUCGGCCAGCGGACAGCGAGGCGGUGCUAACAUGUGAAGCAACAGCGGAGAACGCAGAAUGGGCUUGUUGAGAGGCCGCGGCGACACCACCACUACCUCCUCCACCAACACCAGCACCUCUUCCUCCACCACCAGUAGCAGAGACCGCGCCGCCAGCAGCAGGAGGCGGAGAGUGGGCGGACUGAGGCUGCGGUGACGCCAUUGGAGAAUGAUCCGGCACGCCCACCACCACCACCAUCGCCACCUUCCCGCCCAUCACGCCCACCACCAUGGCCAUCUCCUCUCUGGACCGGACACUGGCCAGGAAUUGGAGCCGCUCGUGGAUGUAGAACACCAGCCAGCCCCUAAUGACGUGCUGCACCCCUACCCGCUGAGACAGCUGGAGGUGGCGGAGGGGCGGGCGAGGGGGACGUGCGCGCUGCCCCACGUGGGACUCUUUAUGGCUGUCAUCUCGUCGCUGUUCUUCUCCCUCUGCUCCCUCAUCGUGAAGAUCCUAGGCGACAUCAACCCCAUGGAGCUGGCAGUGUUCAGGUUCCUUGGAAUUCUUCUGCCGACGCUGCCGUUGUUAGUGCGCCGUGCCGAUCCGCCCUUCCCCAAGGGGCGACGUCUCAUGCUAAUCCUCCGUGGAGUGGUGGGCGCCGUGUCUCUCAUGUUGCAGUUCUACGCCUUCAGGCACAUGCCGCUCGCCGACGCCUCCGUCAUCAUCUUCAGCGUGCCGGUGUUCGUGGCGGUGUUCGCUCGCGUGUUCCUGGGGGAGCCAUGCGGCCUCUUCCAUGGUGUGGUGAUCGUCCUUACCAUCGCCGGGGUGGUGCUCAUCGCUCGCCCUCCGCUGCUUUUUGGGUCGCUGUCUGAAGCCUACACCACGGAGAACUGGUGGGGCGUGGCUGCGGCCGUCGGAGCCACGGUGAUCGCGGCCAACGUGUACGUCAUCCUGCGGGUGCUGAAGGGCCUCCACUUCUCUGUGAUCAUGACGAAUUUUGCGAUAGUGGCGCUAUGCCUGACGCCCGUGGUGUCGUGGAUCAGCGGCCACUUCUGUGUUCCCCGCUGCGGCUACGAGCGUUACUUGAUCUUGGCUAUUGGCGUCUUCAGCUUCGGAGGUCAGAUUCUCCUGACGAAGGCGCUGCAGCUGGAGCAGGCUGGCCCCGUGUCCAUUGCGAGGACGGCGGACGUGGUGUUUGCCUUCAUCUGGCAAGCAGUCUUCUUCAAGGAACUGCCGGAUCUGCUCAGCUUGAUGGGCGCCCUGCUGGUCAUCUCAUGUGUGUUCCUGACAGGCCUCCGGAAGUGGCUGCUGUCCCUUCCUCACACGUCCGCCGUGCGACGCAGACUGCGCUGCCUCACCUGCUGACCUCCGUGUCUCGAUGCGGAACACCACACUUGAUAUCAGAAGCCGCACACAUAGUUGACUAGUUUCCUAUGGUGUUUGCUUUCCAGAAUGGCUGUGUGUCGCCUCGUAGUAUUCAUAGUCGUUUAGGGUAGACAUAACAAGAAGUAAUUCAUUUAUUCAGUCCUCCAGUAUGCAUUACCUUCCCCCACCUCCCCUUCCCUCAUUAUUACCUCUGUGGUAGCUUUGGAUCUCGGAGUCAGUAUUCAUUUCAGUAUUGACGCUGUGUCCCACCAAGAUUCACACGCUCACACUCGCACGCACGCACAUACACACACACACACACACACACACACACACACACACACACACACACACACACACACACACACACACACACACACACACACACACACACACACACACACACACACACACACACAGCUGGUCGGCUCCUGUGGAGUAUUCGUAACGAAGUGCUGUGAAGUCUGUUACAAUAUUGUGGUCGGUAUUUGAGUGUUGUUAAGUAGAUAAUGUGAUGCGUGAUGUGAACUCUACUAGUGCUGAGUGCUUCCCGUGCUGUGUGUGGCGCGGCGGGCUCACCACCACCACCACCGCCACCUCCACCACCACCACCACCACCUCCACCACCACCACCAAGCCCAAAACGGUGAAGGCGAGAGUGGCGGUGACGACAAAGUAGAUGACAUCACUUAAGCGAGAUGAACAUUAAAGAGAAACUCUCUAAGGAAUCUGAUACCUUUUAGUGCUGGUUUUGAUCGCCUUGUGCUCCUUACUUGCUACUCUGACGCCUUACACUCUUAUUACUGAUGAAAACCUGGAAUUUCAUCUGAUUGUAAAAGUUUUACUAUUUCUUAUCUUAUUUAUUUUCAUUUGAUUUUCUUUUAUUGUCAUAAGCGUACACAUUACAUAACUUAAUUUAAUUGCAUAAAAAACAUUGCAUUGUUUAGCUUGACAUUGAGGACUGACACCUUUUGGUACAUUUUGCCCUCUUUUAUAUAAUUCACUACAGUAAAUAUUAUUGACGGCUAAUUUUGUUAACAUAUACAUAUUUUCUAUUAAUAGUAAAGCUAUCUGGUCUCAUUUCAUAUUCAUUAGAUAAUUCUUGAUUCUAUACUUGUAUGUUGGUUUUUUGCUAUUUAUCUAUUCUAUUGCAUUUAUUUGUAUAUAUUUGUUUAUCAUCAGGAGUUUUUACAGUAUAGUAUACCUUCCUCUUUUUCCUCUUGUUUCUUCUUGUUUCUUCUUCUUCUUCUUCUUCUUCUUCUUCUUCUUCUUCUUCUUCUUCUUCUUCUUCUUCUUCUUCUUCUUCUUCUUCUUCUUCUUCUUCUUCUUCUUCUUCUUCUUCUUCUUCUUCUUCUUCUUCUUCUUCUUCUUCUUCUUCUUCCUUUUCAUCUUUGAUUUUCCAUGGACAAUAAGAGCUGAGUGAUAGACACCAGCAUCUCUCUCUCUCUCUCUCUCUCUCUCUCUCUCUCUCUCUCUCUCUCUCUCUCUCUCUCUCUCUCUCUCUCUCUCUCUCUCUCUCUCUCUCUCUCUCUCUCUCUCUCUCUCUCUCUCUCUCUCUCUCUCUCUCUCUCUCUCUCUCUCUCUCUCCUCUCCUCUCUUUAAAAUUACUUGUUUCCUAGCAGUGACAUUUGCUUUCCGCAUUUAGUUGACAUUUACUCCCCAACGCUUUCAUAUCUCUCGUCAAAGUGCAAAUAAGCGAAAAAAAAAAAAAUCACCUUAGAGAAAACGUGGCGGAGACAUGAGCUUCUUCCACUUCUUAAAACCACGAAGCCCACACGUACGUUAACCCCCUCAAGAUUCUGGCAGUUAGAAGACCUCCAGAAGAAAGGGAUACACAAGAAAGCACACUCAAAAGGAAAAAAAAAAGUUAAUGACACACCCUGAAGAAAGGAGUGUGCCUUAUUUUAAAAAGUCAGCCAGCCAGGGCGAAGACUGUCAGACUGGUGUGUAUCCUCGCCCUGGUGGUGUCACGCUUGCACCGCUACUCGCUAGGCACAAGCACUGACUCCUCCUGGUGAGAGUGAGCUGAACCUUUUGACGGAGGGUGGAAGCACGACACACCCUCGCCCACUUACAUAAUAGUAUUGUAUAAGAGUAUUGUCAAGUCGCCGCUUUGGACACUUCCCUGAUUAUGGAGGUGGCGGCGUGUGAGAUUUUAACCCCUUCAGUACUGGGACACAUUUUUUGCCUUGAAAUUUGUGCAUCAUUAGACCAUUUUAUUGACAUUAGGAAGAGUCUAUGGAGGUCAGAAGAUUAAUGGCCACAGUCUUUACUAUUUUAACCCCUCACACAAGUUUCUGAAGCUCUGUAAUACCACCAAAUGGUAAGCAGAAUAUAUAUGAAUAAAAUCGCGUCCUGGUACUGAAGGGAUUAAAAGAGAAAGUAAUCAAAGUUGGAUAUAUAGAGUGUAAUGGAAAUUCUAGCAUGUAGUGCCUCAAUAAGGGAAAAUUUUCUGAGGACCAAGCUGUCCCCUUCCCCCGCUUCUCCCCGCGCUCCUGCCCCGCCGUGUUUCUAAACAUGUCGGCGUCUCAUCCCAACUACUUGUAAUAGCCUCCAGUGGAAGCUAUUCAAGUUUUCAAGGGUGUUUCCACAAUUACAGUGACAGUUUGAGAAGAAAUCUGCACCAUCAGCAGGGAAACAUACCCAUGAGAACACGACUCGUCAUGUUAGUGGCAUUAGAAGAUACAAGUAGUCCUAAUGAGAGAGCACAACGUUGAGAAUACAGCCCGUGAUCUCUUGUAAGGGUGAAAGGCGAGACGCAGCUCCUGGAUUUCACCCUUGCGGAAAGAAGUCACUGUAGCACACAAAACAAUGAAACUCUGUACAUGUAGCAGUAGACUUGUUUUGGAUGUGUAGACUCACUAGAUGCUCUUGUCCGGAGUAAACCUUUGUGAAGGGAGAUAUUAGUAUUAUAUUCAAUGAGACAGAGAUUAAGAUAUGAGCGGCCGAUGUAAUUCAGACGUAUGUGUGUAUGUAUGUACAGUAUGUAUUGACGUUUGUACGUAUGUAAGUGUGUACGUACUAGUCUGUGUGUAUGCAUGUAUGUAUGUACGACGUUGAUACAAACGUUGCACGCUGUUUUAUAAGUAUUUAUAGAGUAGCUUAGCGAGAAGACAAAUAUAUAACUGGUUUUAUAAGAUUACAGUUUUCUAGAGGAAAAAAGUGAUAGACCGGCGAGUGUAUAGGGAAGCAGGCGACGUGUGGCGCUAGGUCACUGCAGCUAUAGUGGGCCCUGUCUAGUGUAGCGCCCAACAGGGAGAGACACUGCGUACCGGGCUGAGAGACAGAGAGAGAGAGAGAGAGAGAGAGAGAGAGAGAGAGAGAGCAUUAAUGGAUAUUUAACGGUCACAUGCAUGUCGUAUCUUUAUAUUAAUGCUGAGAUUCUAUUGCAUAAAGAUACUAUUUCAUGUGUGUGUGUGUGUGUGUGUGUGUGUGUGUGUGUGUGUGUGUUAGGAAUGGGUUUGGUUUCCUGCGUUAAGACAGUCACAGUGCUUCUUCAGUCCCGAGGCGGCGCGCAGGUGGUGUGUUUGUUCAUGUUGGUUCAGGUUCAUGUUAUCCUUGGUGCCCUACGGAGGUUAACGUGACCGCGAGUUGAGUGAGCGUUAGGAUGUAUGUCUGUCGUGUUGUGACGGUCGGUGACGUGGUGCAGACUGCGAGGCAUUGAUAGGAGGCGAGUUGCGUCUGUGAUCACCACUCGAAGAUGUGAGCCAGUGUUUUAUGUUGAGUGUUUCAUUGGCGAAAGUAAUGUUAGAAGUGAGUGUUUAGGUGAUAUUGUCGUUACUGUUAUUGUUACCGUUGUAGGUAGGUAAGAUGGUGGCCGUGGCAGUGAGCGAUCCAUGUGUCUUGCCGCGUUCUCGUGUUUAUGUGCGGUUAGAGACGAUACCGCUACCGUUCACAGUUCGCUACAGUUAUGCGGUGAAAAUUCGCUGAGUGCAGCAACGUUCAGCGCCAGAUGAGUUGAGAUCUCGUGUGGUGCAGCUGCUGCAGGUUUAAAGAGGCUGUGAGGCUUUCCUUAGACAUCACGAUGCCACUUAGAGCAGCGGUCUUUUGUUCCUUAAUCACACUGUCAGGCGGCCCGCCUCUCACAAUUAUUGAUCACACUAUUGGCACGGAGGUUAUUGUCUCAAGUGAUGAACAUUUCCCACGUCAUUUUGAAGGUUACAUUUCCCAACAAAAGCUUUACUAAUCGUAAAGACUGCAAAGUGAAAAGUGACUCAGGCCACACGAUGAGGCGACUGUUUGUGAAUUUCAUGGGAACUGGUCUUUCUUUUUAUUGUUGCUAUGUCAUGUACUACGUUUUGUAUCACAAAUAGCACACCAAGGGCAGGGCGUCAGGAUGCCACAGAUGACCACAGCUGCCGUGGCGUGGUCUGAGUUGCGGAUGGCUAGCGGUGCGUGCAAAGGUUGGCUCCCCUGGCGUGGUUUAUCUUUCUAUGAAUUAGUUUUCAGUUCACACUGUCUAUAUGUCACGCAAGACAAUGUCUCUAUAACGUGAGGCGGUGCUUCAGUUUACCUGACGCUUGUCACUAUAAUCAAAAUUAAUGGACACAUAUUAAUCUCGUCUCUUAAGGAUGACUGCGGUGGGAGGAAGUGACACCCUUCUGCCGAGGUGUCGCCUGUAGGGAUCGCUGAAGGAGUUGUGGGGUGGGAGAGAGAGAGGAGGCACAUCACAGGCAACGAAUAGAGACGGAAAGAAUCGAUAAUGAUAAUGUGUGUGUGUGUGUGUGUGUGUGUGUGUGUGUGUGUGUGUGUGUGUGUGUGUGCGCACUUCAGUUAUGAAUAACGCAUUUACUUUUAUCUUAACUCUGUAAUCUUUCUGACUCAAGCUACCUAACAUCUCUUCCCCCUUCCUUCUCUCUGCCUCUGCUUGCUUGCUCUCUCCAGAAGAGGAACAAGAUGAAACAAGUAUCAAUUGAUUUACGUAGGCUACACUUCUCUCACUUUUCAUCACGGAACGCAGCGAUCACUCAGAAACAAUCAAAAGAGAGAGAAAAAGAGAAGAAAAAUCAGAGAAGAAAGACAGUCAUAACUUUUCAUUUCUACUUUCACCAAUCUUGGAGGCACGUGAUGUCAUUGUUGUCGAUCUGAUUCCCGCUACACACUCACUCCUUGGCAGCAAUGACUGAGAGAGUUGCCUGCAGUACGUACGCUGAGAUGAAUCACGCUUCUGUCAUACUCGUAUCAUUUCUUCCCUCAAUUUCCUGAUGACAUGCACGAUUCAUGCCUUCUCUUCCUCUCUCUUUCUCUCGCCUGACUGUAAGACUUGGACACUUGCCUCACUCACAGGCUGCAGUAUUAGAGGGAAGAGGAGGAGUUGGAAGAGGAGGAGAGGGUGUGUGCGUUUCAACGGUGCUCUUAAUGCGUGCUUGGGUAAUGGAGAAAGCGAGGAAGUACGAGAGGAGGAAAGAAGGGAGGAAGGGAGGGAGGGUGACAUGGAAGGUUGGUUUGAAAGUAAGAUUGCUCGAUUUAUGCAAGAGUUUCGUGACGUGAUGUGGGAAGAAAUGUUAAAGCAAGGAAAAAAAGAAACUAUAUCAGUAGGUUAGAGCUUUUAGCAAAGGUGGAAUUCGAAAAGUGUUUGGAAAUGUAACAAGGUGUGAGUUUCAUGUCACUUCCUUUACUGCCCGCUUGUGUUCCGGCGGGUGACGUUAUUUCAUUGUGUAUUCAUUCAUUCAUUGAUUCGCCUCGUCCGGUCCGGUCGUGUUGUGUCGAUAUCUGUAACCAUAAUCAUUCCUGGAGUCUCCUUCGCUGUAAUUUUUGCUGUAUCUCCUCGUCAAAUGUACAGUGCAGUCAGUAUUUUCACCCUUAAUAAAGUUACGAAUAAGA
Molecule: messenger RNA, 7308 nt
Organism: Portunus trituberculatus (swimming crab)
Lineage: Eukaryota; Metazoa; Arthropoda; Malacostraca; Decapoda; Portunidae
Product: solute carrier family 35 member G1-like
Exons: 5
Coding region: 349-1485 (378 amino acids)
Cellular component (GO): membrane
Source: RefSeq, a predicted model, not a curated record